Molecule: messenger RNA, 2853 nt
Organism: Phytomonas sp. EM1
Lineage: Eukaryota; Euglenozoa; Kinetoplastea; Trypanosomatida; Trypanosomatidae
Source: the annotation of a GenBank genome assembly
AUGUCGAAGCCGCAUUCUACGAGCUCUCAUCCUGAAAGGAUCAUUAAGCGCUAUGAAAUGUCUUCAAACAUUGAGAUGGAAAACGGUGUCCGUGAGGGAAAAAUCGUUAUUGGCAAGCUGAAUGUGUUUAAAACGUGGUCCAUAAUGCUUAGAUUCGUUCGAAGCCCACUUUUUCCUAAAGACAUUGCUCUCAACUCCAAGGAAUGCAAUAUCGCACAUGUCUACCAAAAUGACAUUGUGGCAAUUGAGUUGCUGCCAGAGAGUCAGUGGGAACCAAUAAUUCCGAAUCUCAAUGACGUUGACGAUUCCGAUUUCAGCCCAUCAGAAACUGAAAGGAUUGAGUCGGAAUACGACUUUGAUGGGCUACAGACAAUGCCAAAAAAACUGCUUGACGGACGCCCGAUAGUUCGAGUGCUCUCUGAACUGCCGCCUCGGCAGAGGGCCACAAUGGAGGUAGAAUUGGCACGUCAAAUGGGCGCACCGGAUAAAUACGAAUGGCGACCGGAUCUACGCCCAAGAGGAAAAGUCAUAGCGGUCCUACAUCGUGAUUUGAAAGCGCAUCACGUGGCGCGCCUCGCUGAUGGGGCCCUGCCCGCAAACUACUCUUCCAUCUUUAAGAGUAAUUACUACUAUCGAUUCCAGCCGUACGACCCACUGUUUCCAUCCUUUGUGGUGCAUGGUUCAGAUAUACCAGCACCCUAUCAUAAGGAGUUGAGCUUAUAUUUGUUUUUGCUACGUGUUGAGUCAAAAGAAGAUGGUUCAGUAUGCUUGUUCAAGGACGAUAUGAUCAAAGCUAAGGUCCAAAGUGUACUUGGAACAGUGAGCUCCGUAGAAGCCAAUACGAUGGCGAUCUGUGAAACCUAUAGAAUACGUCCUAGGUCCUUCGAUGACGAUAUUGAGGCUUCGUUGCCCUCAGAACUCAAAAUUCCUGACGCAGACGAGCUGAAGCGCAUGGGACGGCGAGAUUUACGCAACGAGUUUGCCUGCACAAUCGACCCGUCUUCCGCACAAGACCUUGAUGAUGCUCUCAGCAUCCGUCGUACCAACAAUGGUGGCUACCACCUCGGCGUUCACAUCGCUGAUGUCACUUAUUUCGUGCAAACCGGAACGCCUCUGGAUGAGGAGGCAAGGAGACGAUCAACAUCCGUCUACCUCGUGGAUCGCACUUUUCCAAUGCUACCGGAAAAGCUCAGUCAUGGUUUAUGUAGCCUUAAUCCCGGAGAAGAUAAAUACGCCUUUUCCGCACUGUUUGAGAUGAAUCGAGACGGCCAAAUCGUGGAGGAGUGGUUUGGAAAGUCAGUCAUUCGCUCGAGAUGUAAAUUGACUUACGAACAGGCCCAAGAGAUCAUCGACGAUAGGGAAGUAGAAAUCGACCUUAAAAACGAAAGCGCGGUAUCUGGAGUUUCUAAGAGCGUGUUGAGAACGAAAGUUAUUUCGUCUGUAAAGCUGCUUCACACUUUGGCCACAAAGUUGCGCCAGGACAGCUUCAAUCGCGGUCGCAUUAAUAUCGGCAAAUCCAAAUUACGUUUUGCUUUCGAUGACACGGACUCUGAGCGUCGCCCCAUUGGUUUCUAUGUGAAGCGCCCGAUUGAUUCAAACUGGUUGGUGGAGGAGUUCAUGCUCUUGGCGAAUACACGUGUUGCCGAGAAGCUUGUGGAGUACCUCGCUGAUACUGCUCUUCUGCGUCGUCACCUUCCCCCAGAUAUGAGUAGGGUCAUUGAACUGCGACAAUUGCUCAUUAAACAUGGUAUUGACGUGACGAAUGUGAAGGGCAAGGGUCUCCAGGGUAUGAUCGAGGGGGCUAAAAAAAGCGAAAACUAUGAUGCGAUAUGCAAUCUAUUAGUUUGUUCUAUGAAACGUGCAGAGUACUUUGCGAAUAACGUACAGAGCGAGAUUCCACGUUCCCAUUAUGCGCUUGCCUUACCAUGGUAUACGCACUUCACGUCACCUAUUCGCCGGUAUUGUGAUAUUAUUGUGCAUAGGCAGUUGGCUAUUGCGCUUGAGAUAGAGAAAGCACUGAAAGAGAUACAUGGGGGUGAUCUGAACACACAUGACUCUGACCUUAUACUGGGCCUCGGCAAGAAACCUCUUGCAGUCGAAGAACUUCUGCCCCCCGAGUAUCUGAAAGAUUAUAAUCAGUGUUGCAACCAAUAUGAGGUUGAAGACAUUGCAAUACAUUCCCAAAAUGCCAAAGAGCUUGCCACGGAAGCUAGUGAGUCCUCAGAAAAGCUCUUUUUAUGCGUUUAUCUACAGGCCGUAAAGCAGCUGUCAGAGAGCGUUAAAUACAUUCCAUCAGUACAACACACAAAAGCGUGUGUUAUACAAAUAGACAAAAGUAGUCUAGUUCUGUACUCAAGCGAGAUUGCAGUAAGUGUAAAAAUAGGGCUUCGGGAUAAUAAGCAAUUAUUCGAAUGGAUAAGUACAGAGAAUUACCAAGAAGGUGCACGAACCAUAAGUGUCAGGGGGAAAACGGAAAAAUCUAAUGAAAACAACGCCACGUGUGACGCGAAUGGUAGCUCACGAGGAAAGGAAUCUCAGACAGCAGAUAUUAGACAAAAGAUAGAGCUUAAUAAACAAAAAACUCAUCACAAAACAGGUGUGUCUUCCUAUGGUGGAGGAGUGCAGAAGAGUGGCACCGCAAAGCCUAAACGCGUUUUUGUGAGGCUUCUAUGGACUGAUCCGAGUGGAAAUGGUCAAGUAAUCGAAGAGGUGGGCAAGCUCGACCCCCUUGUAGUAAUGCUCAGAGUAAAUAACACAGAGGGGAGAAUAUCUCUCGAUAUGAUUGUGCUGCCACCAUGGGACCGUUGUCCUUACGAAACAAAGGAAGCCUUAAUCCCAACUUUACUGAAAUAA